Molecule: messenger RNA, 3726 nt
Organism: Rubroshorea leprosula
Lineage: Eukaryota; Viridiplantae; Streptophyta; Magnoliopsida; Malvales; Dipterocarpaceae
Source: the annotation of a GenBank genome assembly
CUGCAUGCAUUUUCUUCACAGAGGAAUAUUAACAAACACAAAGUAAACACCAAGAACAGUCCUAUUUCUGAGGAGGGAGAGAGAGGGGGGAUCGAUUAAUUAGGACGCACCUGAGAAUGAAGUCCUCGUCGUCCUGCGGAAGAUGCAGCUCCAACUACAGUCGGACGUUGGACUUACCGGAGGACCAUGAGGAUGCGAGAGAAGACUACGGUGUUGGCGGAGCAAUGUUGCCGAUUUUUCUCAACGACUUGAGAAGAAACAACGAAGAGGACCUCGUCGAGGUCACGCUUGAGCUCGACAACGACUCUAUAGUCGUCUGCAGCAUAGCACCCACCCCUGCGCGAGACGAAAACAACACCACCCCUGCCACCCCUAUAUUUGAAAGAAGCCAGUCGGUGACAUCGAGAAUCCGACAGAAAUUCCCGUGGCUACGAUCGGGAUCGUCGAGAACAUCUGCAUCGGAAGUCGAGGAACGUCCAAUGACCGCUCGCGAAGCGAGGCAAAUCAAGGCCAAGCUUCAACGGACGACAUCAAGCGCGCAGAGAGCGCUCAGCGGGCUCAGAUUCAUAAGCAAGACGACCAUCACUAACGACGCCGAUGAUCUCUGGAGAAAAGUAGAGUCAAGGUUCCACUCUCUGGCCAAGGACGGAAUGCUUGCGAGAGAAGAUUUCGGCGAAUGCAUCGGGAUGGUGGAUUCGAAGGAGUUCGCCGUCGGAAUAUUCGACGCACUAGCGAGGAGGAGGAGACAAAAGAUUACAAGAAUAACGAAAGAAGAGCUUCACGAUUUCUGGUUGCAGAUUUCCGACCAGAGUUUUGACGCGCGCCUUCAGAUUUUCUUUGACAUGGCUGAUAGCAAUGAAGAUGGAAGAAUUACAAGAGAAGAAGUGCAGGAGCUUAUAAUGCUUAGUGCUUCAGCAAACAAGCUACCCAAGCUGAAAGAACAAGCAGAAAAAUAUGCUGCAUUAAUUAUGGAAGAAAUGGAUUCUGAAAAUCUUGGAUAUAUAGAGUUAUGGCAGUUGGAAACUCUUUUUCUCCAAAGGGAAACUUAUAUGAACUACAGCAGACCACUAAGCACUGCAAGUGCAGGAUGGAGUCAGAACCUGAGCUCAUUCAGACCUAAAAACUUGGUCCGGAGAGCAAGCUCUACUCUCCAGUGUAUGGUACUGGAAAAUUGGCGAAGGGGUUGGAUUUUGUUGCUCUGGAUCAUGGUCAUGGCAUCUCUAUUUGUUUGGAAAUUCUACCAGUAUAAAAGCAUGGCGGCUUUUCAUGUCAUGGGAUACUGCUUGUGCACUGCCAAAGGAGCUGCAGAAACUCUCAAGCUCAACAUGGCUCUCAUUCUGCUACCUGUUUGUCGAAACACAUUGACAUGGCUGCGGUCCACCAGAGCAAGGUUCUUUGUUCCUUUUGAUGACAACAUCAACUUCCAUAAGAUGAUUGCUUGUGCAAUCGCCAUUGGGGUCUUAGUUCAUGCAGGAGUCCAUCUGUCGUGUGACUUCCCCCGCCUAAUACACUCCUCUCCAGAAAAAUUUGCCCUGAUAUCCUCCGAUUUCCAUGACAAAAAGCCCACCUAUAAAGAACUUUUUACUUGUGUUGUAGUUGUCACUGGUAUUUGCAUGGUGAUUUUGAUGACCAUUGCCUUCACACUUGCAACAAGCCGUUUUCGUCGAAAUAAACUGAGGCUUCCUGCACCCUUCAACAGAUUGACAGGAUUCAAUGCAUUCUGGUAUUCUCAUCAUCUUUUUGCUCUGGUCUAUAUUUUACUACUUGUGCACGGAACAUUCCUGUUCUUGACCCAGAAGUGGAAUCAGAAGACGACAUGGAUGUAUAUCUCCAUACCAUUGUUGCUUUACAUAGCUGAGCGCAGCAUAAGAAUAUGUAGAUCAGAGCAUUAUUCAGUAAAGAUAUUCAAGGUAUCUCUACUGCCAGGAAACGCCUUCAGCUUGAUCAUGUCAAAGCCACCACAAUUCAGAUAUAAAAGCGGACAGUACAUAUAUCUUCAGUGUCCCUCAAUCUCUCCAUUUGAAUGGCAUCCGUUUUCUAUUAGCUCAGCACCACAAGAUGACUAUCUCAGCGUUCACAUCCGCACAGUAGGAGACUGGACACGAGAACUGAAACGAGUUUUCACAGAGGUUAGUGACUCCCCCUCUGUCAUUGGUCGGGCCAAAUUUUGUAAACCAGGGCACGUAGAUCAGAGAAGCCAACCAAGAUUGCUUGUUGAUGGCCCAUAUGGGGCUCCAGCACAAGACUACAGAAAUUAUGACAUCUUGCUCCUUGUGGGACUUGGAAUUGGAGCUACCCCUUUCAUAAGCAUCCUUAGAGAUAUUCUAAACAAUACAAGAGCAGUCGAAGAUCAAUCGGAUUCUGUCACUGAAAUGAGCCAACUUACCAAGUCAGAAGAAAGCUGGAAUAGUUUUACAUCGUCUAGUUUAACUCCUGCUCCAAGUUUGGCACCUUCAGGAAAGAAAAAAGUACACAGGACUAAAAAUGCUUAUUUCUACUGGGUUACCAGGGAACCUGGCUCCUUUGAAUGGUUUAAAGGAGUAAUGGAUGAAGUUGCAGAAAUGGAUCACAAGGGUCAGAUUGAGCUACAUAACUACCUUACAAGUGUCUACGAAGAGGGGGAUGCAAGAUCAACCUUGAUCACCAUGGUACAAGCUCUCAACCAUGCUAAGCAUGGUUUUGAUAUUCUAUCAGACACCAGAGUCAGAACACACUUUGCAAGACCAAACUGGAAAAAAGUCUUCACAAAAAUAGCUUCAAAGCAUCCAAACACCACAAUUGGAGUGUUCUACUGCGGAGUGCCAGUUCUGGCAAUGGAGUUGAAGAAGUUAUCCCAUGAAAUAAGUCACAAGACCUCCACAAGAUUCGAAUUCCACAAAGAACUCUUCUAAACAUCACCAUAUAAAUAAUUUCUUUUUGCAUCUAUUCAAAUAUAUGUAUACCAUAAGGUGAAAGAGAAGAAUAUUUACUACUUGGUUUAUAACUGCAGGUCAAAUGUAAAUGAAGAUAUACAGAAUUCAUAAAUUAAUACCAUACUGUAAACAGAGAAUGGAAGAAUAUACUAAAGUUUGUGGCUUUAUGCUAAUCCAGAUGAACUAUUUGGACUUCUAAUCCCAUAAAUUUUGGUGCUUUUGAUUCACGUGCAUCAAAUUAGCAUGGAUGGGGUCAUGGUGGUGUUAGGAAGGAGACCAACCUCAAGAAUCUUUGUCCUUAACAAGGUAUAUCAUAUCCAAGCAACUUAUUGGACACUUUGAAUGGGAUCUCUACUAACUUCUAUCCCAAGUUAAUGAACAGGAAUAAAACCUAAUGAACUGGUUUACAUAUGCAAAUGCCCCUAAGAUACAAUUUACCAUUUUUGCUUACAUCUUCAAGUUUCUUCUCUCACAAGUACUUGUCAAUUUAUUUAAACGAGAGAUGAUCAUUAUAGUAACCUUAGUUUGUUAAGAAUUUGAAAUCCAAACCUUAAAAUUAAAAAAUCUUACAUCAAAUUGCAAAUAUUUUUUCAACUAAUCCAAGAGAUUUAUCCUCUUAAUAUCAAGGCAUUAAAAAAGGGUUGUCAUACUCAUAUCUUGUUCCUAGCUACCUUAAUUUCAAGGGCAAUGGGAAUGCGACCACAGAUAGGCAUGGUACUAGAAUCGCUUGCACUAAUUGUUGUAAUAUAGUUUUCAUUGAGACACCCUAAAAGGAGUAGUCUCAGUCACUUGGAGAUAAACAGUGUUCAGUAAG